CGUCAGCUCUCUGCUCUAACAGUUCCUUGGCAACGCUGGAGAGCAGGGGAGUGAGUGAUAGCCUACUUAAAGGGCAGAGCUGUGACUCAUGGUGAAGCCGACCGCAUCCAUCAGCGUCUCGGAGUGAGCAGCUGCACCAGAUUUAAUGGCACAUGCUGAGAGGUCAUCAUGGGUUCGAGUUCUUCAUCUUAUGCCCCUAAAACUAUUUAUCUGGAUGUGGAUGGAAAGGUGCAAAGAGUGAUUUUCAGUCCACACUGUAGCCCAUGUGAUAUUAAGGAACUUCUUUGUUCAUCAUCCAACAUUGCCAGAAACACGGCUAUACUUCUGAUUGACUCAGAAGGAGCAAUGAUAUCUAUUGACCCCACCAUGCCUGCAAAUACACCAAACAACUUAUAUAAGGUUAUGCCUCAUUCCACAAACCAAGGAGGAGAGAAGGAAGACAUGUUCCAGAACGUCCUGUCACAAGUGGCAGAGCAGUUCAGCAGGGCUUUCAGGAUCAAUGAGCUGAAGACAGAAGUGACCAACAGACUAGCCAUGCUGGAGAAGAGAGUGGAGCUGGAGGGACUGAAAGUGGUGGAAAUUGAGAAAUGUAAAAAUGAUCUGAAGAAAUUAAGGGAUGAAAUGACCUCUAGAGGAGGAGUGAGAGUGAACUGCAAUUGCAAAUACAAUUUUACUGAUGAUGGGAAGAAACUGUCUCCCAGGCGAGAUGUCCCAAGCUACCCAAAGUACACGCUUUCUCAGGAAACCAUAGAGGCUCUGAAAAAGCCUACCUUUGAUGUAUGGCAUUGGGAACAUAACGAGAUGCUUAGCUGUCUGGAGUAUAUGUAUCAUGACCUUGGACUGGUUAAGGAGUUUAACAUUAACCCCAUAACUCUCAAAAGAUGGCUGCUUGGAAUUCAAGAAAACUACCGUGACAACCCUUUCCACAAUUUCCGCCACUGCUUUUGUGUGAGCCAGAUGAUGUAUGGAAUGAUCCAUCUGUGUAACCUUCAGGAGAGGCUGACUAUGACAGACAUGUGUAUUUUGAUGACUGCAGCCAUGUGCCAUGACUUGGACCACCCGGGAUACAACAACACGUAUCAGAUUAAUGCUCGCACUGAGCUGGCCGUGCGCUAUAAUGACAUCUCUCCACUGGAGAACCAUCACUGUGCUGUGGCCUUCCAGAUCAUCUCUAUGCCCGAGUGCAACAUAUUCGCCAACGUGGAGCCUGACUCCUUCAAACAGAUACGACAGGCGAUCAUUACUCUUAUCCUGGCCACAGAUAUGGCCAGGCACGGAGAGAUACUGGACUCCUUCAAACAGAAAGUGGACAACUUUGACUUUACCAAUGAGGAGCAUGUUAAAUGCCUGAAGAUGGUGUUGAUCAAGUGUUGUGACAUCUCCAACGAGGUCAGACCCACCGAGGUGGCAGAGCCGUGGGUGGACUGUCUCCUGGAGGAGUACUUCAUCCAGGUACCUCAAUACAUGCAGCUUCUGCUUACAAGUGCUUUGAAAAUGAAUAUGGUAAAAGGCUUAUUAUUAUGCUUCUAUUAUUUCGAAAUUUACUUAUAUUACCAUUCAAAAAUUGAGGAGAUCAUGGUGCAGCCUUUGAGGGACUCCCGUGAUCACUAUGAAGAACUCAAGCAGAUAGAUGAUGCAAUGUCAGAGGGUUCUCAGGCUAACCCAGCUCCCAGUUUCCUGAAAACUGAGGUUUUUAACUGUUUGGGCUCUCCAAGCACCCAAUUUCUGAAGGAGAGCGUUGGACCCCCUUCUGUGUAUUGA
Messenger RNA from Cyprinus carpio (common carp), 1761 nucleotides. RefSeq names its product high affinity cGMP-specific 3',5'-cyclic phosphodiesterase 9A-like. The coding region runs from base 169 to 1761 and encodes 530 amino acids. Lineage: Eukaryota; Metazoa; Chordata; Actinopteri; Cypriniformes; Cyprinidae. Gene Ontology annotation, biological process: cGMP catabolic process. The transcript has 18 exons. Gene Ontology annotation, molecular function: 3',5'-cyclic-GMP phosphodiesterase activity. The record is from RefSeq and is a predicted model, not a curated record.